This is a messenger RNA of Apodemus sylvaticus (European woodmouse), 4338 nucleotides long. RefSeq names its product TEA domain transcription factor 4 (gene Tead4). The transcript is spliced from 13 exons. Gene Ontology annotation, biological process: regulation of transcription by RNA polymerase II; DNA-templated transcription; hippo signaling. Gene Ontology annotation, cellular component: transcription regulator complex. Gene Ontology annotation, molecular function: DNA-binding transcription factor activity, RNA polymerase II-specific; RNA polymerase II cis-regulatory region sequence-specific DNA binding. NCBI's taxonomy places the organism in Eukaryota, Metazoa, Chordata, Mammalia, Rodentia, Muridae. Bases 1 to 1989 code for a protein of 662 amino acids. The record is from RefSeq and is a predicted model, not a curated record.
AUGGUUUUUAAGUUUGACUUUGGCCCAAUCAACACAAAUACCCUUCCCACAUCAAAACCAGCUCUGACCACAACUGUCUUGCCUCCGGCCUCCCCAGGCUUGUUGGACUGGAGCCGUCUGCAGCCUCGGGGAAGGGAACAGCCCUUCCUGCUCCGGUCCGCGUACUCCAGGAGCGCAGCGAGGCGCGCCCCACCCCGGCGGAGGGGACGGUUUUCAGCUGGAGGUGGAGGAGGGACAGCUAGGAUUCAGCGCCACCCUGGGGUGUGGGGAGCUACGGAUGGGAAAUCCGUAGAUCAGACUCUACGGGGUCCGAGGGGUUCCCGGGCGUCUCCGCCGUGCCCUGUCCCGCGGCGGCCCGCGGUCCCCCUGGCUCCUCCCAGCCGCAGAGCCCAGCCUCCCUCUGGCCGGGUCUCCUCCCUAAGGUGCGGGUGGCAGCGCCACUCCCUCCGCUCUCCCCAGCCGCGCGCGUCUCAUUCCAGCGCCCAUUCCGCGCAUUCCUGCGGGGCUCCUCUGCAAACUCCGGCCCCGGGGGUGGGGACCGCCUCAGCUACGCGCUCGGACCCCGCAGCCGCCGCGGCUGGAAGUCUUGGCGCCCCGCGUGGACCUGCUGCAGCCGGCCGAGCGCUCCCACCCCGCCUCCCGAACCCUGGGACCGGUCUGACGGGCGCUCCUCCAAGCCGAGCCUUGGAGGGCAAGGCCGGCACCAUUACCUCCAACGAGUGGAGCUCUCCCGACUCCCCCGAGGGGAGCAGCAUCUCUGGGGGCAGCCAGGCACUGGACAAGCCCAUCGACAAUGACGCAGAGGGCGUGUGGAGCCCCGACAUUGAGCAAAGCUUCCAGGAGGCACUGGCCAUCUACCCACCCUGCGGCCGCCGCAAAAUCAUCCUGUCGGACGAAGGCAAGAUGUACGGUCGGAAUGAGCUGAUUGCACGCUACAUCAAGCUCCGGACAGGGAAGACGCGCACAAGGAAGCAGGUCUCCAGCCACAUCCAGGUGCUUGCCCGUCGAAAAGCCCGGGAGAUCCAGGCCAAACUCAAGGACCAGGCAGCUAAGAACAAGGCCCUGCAGAGCAUGGCUGCUAUGUCGUCCGCCCAGAUCGUCUCGGCCACAGCCUUCCACAGUAAAAUGGCUCUUGCCCGGGGCCCUGGCUACCCAGCAAUCUCGGGGUUUUGGCAAGGAGCUUUGCCAGGCCAACCGGGAACAUCCCAUGAUGUGAAACCUUUCUCUCAAAACGCCUACACUGUCCAGCCUCCGCUGCCUUUGCCAGGGUUCGAGUCUCCUGCAGGGCCCACCCCGUCGCCCUCUGCACCGCCGGCCCCUCCGUGGCAAGGCCGCAGCAUAGCGAGCUCCAAGCUCUGGAUGUUGGAGUUCUCCGCUUUCCUGGAGCGCCAGCAAGACCCCGACACAUACAACAAGCACCUGUUCGUGCACAUCAGCCAGUCAAACCCAAGCUACAGUGACCCCUACCUCGAAACCGUGGACAUCCGCCAGAUCUAUGACAAGUUCCCGGAGAAGAAGGGAGGGCUCAAGGAGCUCUUUGACCGGGGGCCCUCGGAUGCCUUCUUCCUUGUGAAGUUCUGGGCAGACCUCAAUACCAGCAUCGAGGACGAGGGCAGUGCCUUCUAUGGGGUCUCCAGCCAGUACGAGAGCCCAGAGAACAUGAUUAUUACCUGCUCUACUAAGGUCUGCUCAUUUGGCAAGCAAGUGGUGGAGAAAGUUGAGACGGAGUAUGCGCGCUAUGAGAAUGGCCACUAUUUGUACCGCAUCCACCGGUCCCCUCUCUGUGAGUACAUGAUCAACUUUAUCCACAAGCUGAAGCACUUGCCUGAGAAGUACAUGAUGAACAGCGUGCUGGAGAACUUCACCAUCCUGCAGGUGGUCACCAAUCGAGACACACAGGAGACCUUGCUGUGUAUCGCAUUUGUCUUCGAAGUUUCGGCCAGCGAACACGGGGCUCAGCACCACAUCUACCGGCUUGUGAAAGAAUGAGAGACUCGGAGAGCGAUGGUGGGGGGACACGUCCAGGAAAUGGGGACCUGGGAGGGAACCUUCAGGGACAGCCCCUGGGAGUGCCACGAGAGCCAAGCAGAGUUGCCCCGUUCUCCUCUUGCCAGGAGCAAACUGCCUGAUCUUGCAGCGCUCAACCCCCAAUAAACCCAAGGUGUCAAGCAUUUUCAGAGGAGCUGGUUUGGCCUGUGUGAGCCCAGAAGGGCAGGGGAGAAGGGGGCACCAGGAGGCAAGCUGGAAGCAAUGUCCAGAGGCGCUCCAGGAUGGACGAGGAACCAGAACCCCGGUGGACUCAGCCAGGCAUAUCACCGAGACACCAAAGCUCAAGACCCCGCGGUCCCCUCUCAGCUGCCGGAACCCCGCACUCUUGCUGCUGGUCACACUGGUGGCCUUGAGGACAGAUGGCAGGUGGUGGGUCACACGCCCAGAGAUGCUGUGCAUGACUCUGUGUACACUGUCUGUCCUGCCUUGGAUGCCUGAGAAUGGCUACGGCAGAAGGCCCCGCCCUUGCCAACGGGGCUGGAUUUAGGUGUGGCUGCAGGGUCGUUGUUGGAGGGAGACUGAGUGAGAGCUACUCUGGUGGCUUUGUUCCUUCUGCAGGGGGCAGGGGCUCCAGACUGAAGCAAGGCUUGGAGGUAGGGCCUCCUGCUUCAGGGCCAGCAUUUCCAGCUGCCUGACCUCCACGGGCUCGUCAGCUUCUCUUUCAGUCCCUUCCUUCUCUGCUCGGCGCUGACCAGGGGAGGAUGUCUGUACAGUACCGGGGUCUUGCAGUGCCAGUCAAAUAAUCCAAUCCUCAGCCCCUUGCUUCUCUCCCUCUGGAAGGUCUGGAUCUGUCUCGCUGCAGCCCUCUCAAGGCUUUCUGGUGUCUGCUUCCCCAGUUGGAGCCAAUUCUAGUAGUCUGGAGCCUCAGGAAGAAAGAUACAACCUGGGCAUGUUUGUGUGUGCCCAGGACUCAGGGAUGCGUCUGUGAGGAUGCAGAAAUGGGCAGGGCAGCAUUGUGGAGAUGCUACAGAGGUGAGUGAGGGACAAGGGCUCUAGAGUCAGUCUAGCCUGACUUUGGUGUGCAACCUUUUAAAAAAACAAAAUAUGUUGUGGUGCCUCAGUUUCCCCAUCUGUAAAAUGGGUAUAACAUUCACCUACCUCGUGUAUGGACAGUGCCUCACACAGUGCUGAGCACAUCCACAUGUUCAAUAAAUAUGCAUCGGUACUAACUGUGGGAACUUCAGCUCCAGCUAAGGGCCCUGGCUGGAGAGCUAUGUGCACUAGGGUGGGGUGGGGUGGUCCCUACAGCAACUGCCUAUCACAGAGAGGAGGAAUCCGAGGGUCUCAGGGAAGAGGUAGUCCUUGAAGGAACAGGUUGUGAGAGAAAGGUGGCUAAUAUUUAUUGAUGUUAUUUCUGUGGUUUUUGGUGUUGGGGCUGGCCAGGGUUUGACACUGGCUAAGUGACCAUGCCAGAAGUAUGCAUAUAAGCAUAUGGAGAAAGGUUGGCUAUGUCUCAGAUGAGGAAGACGCACGAGCCACCCAGUCUUUCUGUAGCCCCAGAUUCCCUCUCCUUAACUCAGAGCAAUUUAACCCUUCUCCCCACCGUGUUAGGAUGGUGGCUAGACCCAGGCCUCCUCCCUUCCUAUUGCACGGGUAAAGGUCCUGCUAUUAGACAGGGCCAGGGUCCCAGAAAGACUACUGUGUCCCUGGCCUUGUGACCAGGAUUCACCAGUCCAUAAUGCAGGCCUAUGUUUGCAGCCCUCCCACCCCCCAAUCCUAGUCCUGGCUCCCCCCUCACUUACGCUGCCUGGGAGCAGCAUUCCUGGAAGCCCCAGCCUCAGACAUUUCAGACUUCUAUGCAGUCAGCCUUUUGGAACAUGAAGGGCACAACCUUUUCCUAUUGGAGGCAGGUCAGUCCAGAUGUUGGGCCCCAGUGUGGGUCAUACGUUGUUCCUGUGUUAAAUGACCUCAGUGGACUAAUGGAAAGUCACUGUAGAAGACUGUCUGACUGCUCUCAACGUGGCGGCACUUGACUUAAGGGCACCUCCCUCACCCCACCAAGCUGGUACAGUGCUGAAACCAUUUAUCUUUUUUAAGAUGAGGUCUUCCUUUCUUGCCUGGGCUAUGGUGUCUCCAGUGAUCCUCCUGCCUCGGCACCCGAGGAGGAACUGGGACUUCCUACGGGUUGCUCCCCACUGUGCUCUGCUCAGAAAGCAAGGCCGGUUGCUUAGGUUGUUCCUGUUAUUUUUCAUUUGCUUUGUGAGGUUGUUUGACUUUUGAGGUGUGGCGGACUCUGGGAAUGUGUCCCUGAGCAGAAGAGACAGGGCAGCUAGGAGCUUACUUUGGAUU